GAGGACGCGCUAUGGACAUGUCUUUAAGUUCAUAGUCAGGAUUGACCUGUCACUUACUCUAAUUCCACCCUAGUCAUGGAGGCUAUCCGAGGGCGUCCCUCUAGCGCGUCCCAUGAACAGCGUCAUUGAUCGCGGACCGACGCCGGCGGAAUAUCCUCACGAUUCCAUCAAGAUGCUAGUCACUUGUUCUCUGAAUAUAGUUUAUAGCAUCACUUCGCCCAUGAGCACGUGGUCCAGGAUUAGAUCAUCCGGAAUAUGACCUUAGUUCAACUUCAGUAUCUGACUUUCCGUUACCCUCUCGGGUGUCUCUAGAUAGUGGCUUCACGAUCACCUAGUUUGGGGGUUAUAGUCGACUUACUAUGCCAUCGGCCAAGGCUCAACCCACUCGACCAUCUUAAAUAUAAACGUCGACGGUUCUCUAAGUUGAUAGAGAUAUGAACCAAGCUACUCAGUCAACAGCAACUUUCCCAGACACUACACAGACCGAUUAAAUCUCUAAGGUGAUAUAUACUCUCAAAAUAAAGACGAAAAUCCAAAAGAUUGUGUUAAGACAUAUCCCGCCAUUUGAAAGAUUCCGAAGACACUAGAAAUCUCAAUCAAGAUAUCCACCAUGUCUUCAGCACGAUCUGCUCACAGAAGCUCCCGCAGCAGCAAGGGAAGACAAUCCUCAGUUGAGCAACUCAUUGAAUCGCUGCGCACUCAUCGAGUCAAUACGCUUACGGAAUUAUGCCGUAUUGAACGAGUUGCCGCUAGCUGUGAUAACGAGGAGGACGCCCAAGCGUUCCAAGCACCGAUGACUUCCGCUUGGGACUACUACGUCAACAGCAACCAGUUCUUAACGGAAUUGAGAGGUCUGACGCGGAAUUAUCCCAUCUCCGGAGAGCUUGUCGACCAAGCACACCAACUAGUUCGGAACGACCCGAACUCCAACCGGAGCUGGAACCUGGCCUGGUUAUGCCUGGUGAAGAUCCGCGAUGAAGGUUUGGUUCCUACAUAUGCGCAAGCAGACGCAUGGCGCAAGGAGAUGUGGGGUGGCCGCGAUCCCACUUCGGAAGAGGCAGACCAGCUCGCUCAGUGUUUCGAAUACGAAUGGACGCAAGCCGUCGAGAACAUGUUGCGACACUGGCCUGUAACACCGACGUGGUACUAAGUCCGAUGGCAUUUCGUCCGAUGGCAUUUCGUCCGAAGCAUCUCGUCCAUUCGAGUUACUUGACUACACCAUCAUGCAGACUCCUACUUAACAAGGGGCUGGAUGCAUCUCCCUAAGAUUCUCUCCGGUA
Molecule: messenger RNA, 1280 nt
Organism: Annulohypoxylon maeteangense
Lineage: Eukaryota; Fungi; Ascomycota; Sordariomycetes; Xylariales; Hypoxylaceae
Exons: 5
Coding region: 611-1150 (179 amino acids)
Source: RefSeq, a predicted model, not a curated record